Messenger RNA from Entamoeba dispar SAW760, 393 nucleotides. RefSeq lists its product as uncharacterized. The record is from RefSeq and is a predicted model, not a curated record. The coding region runs from base 1 to 393 and encodes 130 amino acids. The transcript has a single exon. Lineage: Eukaryota; Evosea; Mastigamoebida; Endamoebidae.
AUGACAAUGGUUAUUAUCCAAAAAGGAGAUGCAUGGAAUGAGAUAGAAAGAUGGAUACGAAAAGGAUUAGAACGAGAAAGUAUUGAGAAAACAGUUAAAAAAUUCACAAAAAAAAUGUAUGAAAUGGAUAUAAAGAAAACAAUGAAUAUUGGAGUUAAAUAUUUUGCAAGUUGUGGAUUAUAUUGUUUAGUUCAACCAAACACACCAUAUGAAAUCAUUUAUGAGUAUGGAAGAAUAAUGAUGAAUGAAGCAAAUCCAAUCAUUCAAAGAAAUAUGAGAUGUAUUGUUAUGAAAGUGAUUGAGAGUUGUUAUGAAAUGAAGAAAGACACCACAGAAAUACGACAAAUCAUCGAUAGAAAAACAUGUGAUAUGGAUAAAGUUAUUGAACAUUGA